AUGAAAUCAGUAGUUAUCACUGGAUGUAACAGGGGAAUAGGUUUAGGUUUUGUUAAACAAUUACUAAACCUUCCAAGACCCCCCGAGCAUAUAUUUGCAACAUGCCGAAAUAAACAAAAAGCGGAACCAAUGAUUCAAAAAAUAUCAGAUACGGUUGGGGAAAAUGGUGUGAAUGUUCUUAUAAAUAAUGCUGGAAUAUCGACAAAAUUUACAAGAAUAAAUUUAGUGAAAGUUGAACAACUUUCAGAAAAUUUUCUAGUAAAUACUAUUGCUCCUAUUAUGCUAGCUAAAGCUCAUAUUCCUUUAUUAAAAAAAGCUUCGAAAAAAAAUCAUAAUUUACCAAUAGGAAUCUCUAGAGCAGCCAUUAUUAACAUUAGUUCCAUUUUAGGCUCUAUUGAAAAAAAUUAUGAUGGUGGAUUUUAUCCAUAUCGUUGUAGUAAAUCUGCUUUGAAUAUAGCUACCAGGUCAUUGAGUGCUGAUUUAAAAAAAGAUAAUAUAUUAGUUACAAGCAUACAUCCUGGAUGGUGCAAAACUGAUUUGGGUGGUAAAAAUGCUCCUCUCGAUGUCGAUGUAUGCGUUAAAGAAAUGUUAAAAACUCUUGAAACCUUAACAGAACAGAAUAAUGGUAACUUUAUUCAAUAUGAUGGUGUUAAAUUACCUUGGUAG
Pediculus humanus corporis (human body louse) is the source of this 666-nucleotide messenger RNA. RefSeq names its product C-factor, putative. The coding region runs from base 1 to 666 and encodes 221 amino acids. Lineage: Eukaryota; Metazoa; Arthropoda; Insecta; Psocodea; Pediculidae. The transcript has 2 exons. The record is from RefSeq and is a predicted model, not a curated record.